Messenger RNA from Rhipicephalus sanguineus (brown dog tick), 612 nucleotides. Its product is annotated as ras suppressor protein 1-like. The transcript has 6 exons. Lineage: Eukaryota; Metazoa; Arthropoda; Arachnida; Ixodida; Ixodidae. The coding region runs from base 64 to 612 and encodes 182 amino acids. Gene Ontology annotation, molecular function: protein binding. The record is from RefSeq and is a predicted model, not a curated record.
CGGCACCCAGCGUCUCGCGGGCGAAACUGCGGUGAUUCCACGUCCGGAAGUCGAUCAGGCAGGAUGGAGCGCGACACCAAGCACACUUCCUGUAAUUGCCUGGAUUUUAACAAAAUGGCCAAGGUGAAGAAAGUGGUGGACGAAGCACGGGAGCAAAACAACCCCGAGCUCGACCUCGUCGACCGAGGAAUCACCUCCAUCGAAGAGAUACCCGGAUUGUUCUCUCUGCCGAAUUUGACGAGGUUGACAUUGAGCCACAACAAAAUCAGAGUUGUUCCUGCUAGCAUAGCAAACUUGUACAACUUGGAAAUCCUGACGCUAUGCAACAACCAAAUUGUGGAGUUGCCCUCUUCGAUCUCUACCAUGCCAAAACUGAAGAUCCUGAACUUAGCCAUAAACCGGCUCAGCAGCCUGCCUCGAGGGUUUGGUGCCUUCCCCGUGCUCGAGGUACUCGACCUCACGUACAACAACCUGAACGAGCAGUCCCUGUCCAACAACUUUUUCAUAAUGGGUAAAUACCUGCGAGCCUUGUACUUAGGUGACAACGAGUUUGAGAAGCUUCCUCCAGCCAUUGGACAACUCAAGAAUUUGCAAAUUGUAAGUAUCUUUUGA